AUGACUCCCGUCGCUGCCCAUACGACGGGCUCUUCCGAUGCUGCCGCUGCCCUCAGGGGCGCAACACUCGCCUUCAACAAGACCAAACCUGCUCCUCCACCUCCGCAGAAGGACAAUGGCGCCUUAACCGCUGCGACAUCCGCCGGACGACCUCGAAGCCCUACCAAGAACCUCGGCGCGCAGAGCACAGGCGGAAGCACAAUCGACAACGAACAAUUUGGACAAAAUGGGGGAUCAAUAGCGGCGAGGCUGAGACAGCUGGGCCAUAGUCCGGGCCAGCUUCAUCCGAGUGGAGCUAGGGGAGGCACAGAUCCUAAGAGCGCAAGCUUCAUAGCUGCCACGCUGGCAGCAAGUCGGAGUGCUAGUCCUAGUCCCAAGGCUCGAACACCGCGGAGGAGGACGAGUGUUGAAGGUUCGUCGAGCAGUGGUGAGAUUGUUGAUUCAGGGCCUAUUGCGCCUACUGGAUCACUUAUCUCAAUGUUUGAACAAAGCCGCGCUGGUGACCCUGUGAAGCGAAGCUCUCCCAAAAGGACUCCUGCCAAAGCGCCUAAAGAACAGGUCGAUAGCAUCUCGGAAGAAGGGGUAACGCAAGAGGAGAGACAUUCACUGGAAACCAAACCGAAACCUAAGCCCAAGCCAAAACCAAAACCGUUGACACCGGAGCCUCGGACACCCAUCAAACCAGCUCCCGAGGUAUUGUCACCUAAGCCAACACUUCCUCCCAAGCCAGUUCUGAGCCCGAAUCCUGCUCUGAGCCCGAACCCAGCUUUGAGUCCAAACUCUUUUAGGAGACCAAAGACACCUCCUCAGAUUGUUGCUCGUCAUGCAACCAACCCUAUGCCGACGCCAUCGCCAGAUCCUCAGAAGCGCAAUCCCAAACCUAGGGAACAACCUAAACAGCGACCCCCGACACCACCGCAGCCCAGAGGGACAAGCAAACCAAAGGUAGAGUCUAAGAGUGUCUUACAUGAAAAGUCCCCAACCAUCACACAAAAACGUGCCGCUCCUCCACUCGAACCUCGACUAUCUCGUCCAAGGACAACGCCGCCUACUCCUACAGAAGCACGGCCGACAUCGGCACUGACAGUAUCUUCGGACGAUACCUUCGUGUCUGCAUCAUCUGUUCAGUCGCCGGUACGAGAAUCUCCUCCGGUGAUGCCUGUAAAGAGGCAUUUCACGGGUAGUGUUCCGCCAUCACCGACUCGAGAUUUUCGACGCAGCCAGUUCCAAAGCUCAUCAGCCACAAGCCUCCCACUCGAGUCUCUCACGAGCGCCAUCGUGGCUGGUUCACUCGCGUCUGCUCGUCUUACACCACACAAUACGGGAGGCAGUCUAGCGCCCCCAUUGCCUCGAAGGCAAAAAUCACCUCGUCUAAUGCAGACUUUACGGCAGCCGCCGAAGCCUCUAGAAGAGGAUACAGAUCGACACAAAAGGAAGGGGUUGAAGCUUCACAAAGGAAAGCACGCGCACCACGAAGGUUCGCGAAAGAAGUGGAGAGAAGAAGUAACACCACGAGAGCGGAAACGAUAUGAAGCAGUUUGGGCAUCUAACCGUGGCUUGUUCCUUGACUUGCCCAACGCGCCUCUGGAUGCAAUGAACGGAGACCCCUCAGAGUAUGUUCUCAACACAGUUGUUCGAGAAAUCUGGAAGCGGUCCCGUCUACCGGCAGAUGAGCUGGCCGAGGUAUGGGACCUGGUUGACCGCAAGGGACGAGGCGUUCUGGGACGUGCAGAGUUUGUUGUUGGCAUGUGGUUGAUCGACCAACGCCUUCGUGGACGCAAGAUCCCAGCCAAAGUGAGUGACAGUGUCUGGGGCAGCGCCAAUGGUAUACAGACCAAGAAAAAUGGCCACAAGCAUUAG
Molecule: messenger RNA, 1860 nt
Organism: Fusarium mangiferae
Lineage: Eukaryota; Fungi; Ascomycota; Sordariomycetes; Hypocreales; Nectriaceae
Exons: 1
Coding region: 1-1860 (619 amino acids)
Molecular function (GO): protein binding
Source: RefSeq, a predicted model, not a curated record